AUGCAACCGCUUAAGCUCUUUGGUUUAGCGGCCAUCGCUAAUCUUGUCCAUGCGGCAGUUAUUACUAUUUCUGAUACUUCGACGUUAUCAACUACUUCCUACUCACAGAGUUCAUCUGACUACUGGCAGAUUGAAACUGGUGCUGCGCUUAUAUUGCCGGGUAUCACUCGUUUUACGACCGGAUUAAAUUUCUUGAACUAUGGAGACUUCAUUGCGAACGUUAACGCAGGCGGAACAUUGCAAAUGGAUUCUUUGACUAAUCAAGAGGGUGGUAAAGUCAGUAUUUCUGCUCCUGCAGAUUUGACUUUCAUUUCAGGUAACACAUUCUAUCAAAGCGGUACCUGGACUAUGACGAGUGUGGGGCCAAUGACUGUGGAGAUGAACACAAACAGGUACAUUCUCACCAACACGGGUAGCUUAGAGUUUUCUUCUGGAUCCACUCUUCUGAUGACUAUUGAAAAGGAGUUCGUCAACAGUGGUGAUCUCACUUGGCUGGCUACUGGAAACGGUGCCUGGGAGUUCGAAGAAGACAUGUCCAAUAGCGGAACAAUGACAUUGAGUGCCAGUUCGACAAGUGAUAAGGUUUCCAUCGGCAACCCCUUCACAAACUCUGGAUGGUUUAUCUAUAAAUAUGGUCUGAAUACCGGUACCGCUUACGCCGGAACUUCCACUUUGACCAACCCAGGUAUUAUGAAUAUCUACGGUUCCACAGGCAGCUCGCAAAUGCUGAACUCUGGAACCAUCUCUAAUACUGGUUCAAUUUGUCUUCAACAUACAACAUAUUUUCAAGCCAGCGCUGUCUCUGGAGGCGGCUGUUGGUUGCUUGCCGAUUCCUCCAGUUUGAACUUGAGGACUACUAUCAACAGUUUCGCAGCAACUCAGAGCAUUGUUUUUCAGGAUUCCACGUCGUCCGUGAACAUCAGAACAUUAGAUACAAUUCGUGUUUACAAGCUUUACAAUGUUCAAAGCGGUCAGACCUUCCUUACUUCGUCAAACCUUAUUUCCAGUGCAACCUAUGAUGCCUCAACUGGCUACUUGAAAGUACUGAGCCUGAGUGGAAUAACCUCCCAAGUCUUCGAUAUCGGUCUUGGUUAUGACCCUGCCGGAUUCUCUGUUUCUAAUAACUCUGUCUCCUACACAGGUGAUGCCCCAACGGAACGGGAUAUUCCAUACAACUGUAUUUGCGAGCCACGUAUUUCUUCAUCGGAGGCCCCAACUGAAAGUUCAUCUGAAAGCUCAUCUGAAACGACAAGUGAAACUUCCAGUGAAACCACAGCUGAGACUUCGUCUGACAUUACCAGUGAAACUUCUGAGACCUCAUCAGACACUACUGCUGAGACCUCGUCUGACACUAGUGAACCUUCUGAGACCUCAUCAGACACUACUGCUGAGACCUCAUCUGAGACUUCGUCAGACACUACUGCUGAGACCUCUUCUGACACUAGUGAACCUUCUGAGACCUCAUCUGAGACCUCAUCAGACAAUACUGCUGAGACCUCUUCUGACACUACUGCUGAGACCUCGUCUGACACUACUGCUGAGACCUCGUCUGACAAUACUGCUGAGACCUCGUCUGACAAUACUGCUGAGACCUCUUCUGACACUACUGCCGAGACCUCAUCUGAGACUUCGUCAGACACUACCGCUGAGACCUCAUCAGACAUUUCGUCAGACACUACUGCUGAGACCUCUUCUGACACUAGUGAACCUUCUGAGACCUCAUCAGACACUACUGCUGAGACUUCAAGCUCCAAUAAUACUGCUGGCGAAGGCGCUACGCAAUACACCACGACUUGGACCACCACUAAUUCUGAUGGUGUUACCACUACCAAUUCCGGUGUUGUGAUUGUGACCACCGACUCUGAUGGUGCGCUCACUACCACUACUUCUCAGUUUGGCGAGGGUGCUACACAAUACACUACUACGUGGACCACCACUAAUUCUGAUGGUGUUACCACUACCAAUUCUGGUGUUGUGAUUGUGACCACCGACUCCGAUGGUGCGCUCACUACCACUACUUCUCAGUUUGGCGAGGGUGCUACACAAUACACUACUACGUGGACCACCACUAAUUCUGAUGGUGUUACCACUACCAAUUCUGGUGUUGUGAUUGUGACCACCGACUCCGAUGGUGCGCUCACUACCACUACUUCUCAGUUUGGCGAGGGUGCUACACAAUACACUACUACGUGGACCACCACUAAUUCUGAUGGUGUUACCACUACCAAUUCCGGUGUUGUGAUUGUGACCACCGACUCUGAUGGUGCGCUCACUACCACUACUUCUCAGUUUGGCGAGGGUGCUACACAAUACACUACUACGUGGACCACCACUAAUUCUGAUGGUGUUACUACUACCAAUUCUGGUGUUGUGAUUGUGACCACCGACUCUGAUGGUGCGCUCACUACCACUACUUCUCAGUUUGGCGAGGGUGCUACACAAUACACUACUACAUGGACCACCACUAAUUCUGAUGGUGUUACCACUACCAAUUCCGGUGUUGUGAUUGUGACCACCGACUCUGAUGGUGCGCUCACUACCACUACUUCUCAGUUUGGCGAGGGUGCUACACAAUACACUACUACGUGGACCACCACUAAUUCUGAUGGUGUUACCACUACCAAUUCCGGUGUUGUGAUUGUGACCACCGACUCCGAUGGUGCGCUCACUACCACUACUUCUCAGUUUGGCGAGGGUGCUACACAAUACACUACUACGUGGACCACCACUAAUUCUGAUGGCGUUACCACUACCAAUUCCGGUGUUGUGAUUGUGACCACCGACUCUGAUGGUGCGCUCACUACCACUACUUCUCAGUUUGGCGAGGGUGCUACACAAUACACUACUACGUGGACCACCACUAAUUCUGAUGGUGUUACCACUACCAAUUCUGGUGUUGUGAUUGUGACCACCGACUCCGAUGGUGCGCUCACUACCACUACUUCUCAGUUUGGCGAGGGUGCUACACAAUACACUACUACGUGGACCACCACUAAUUCUGAUGGUGUUACCACUACCAAUUCCGGUGUUGUGAUUGUGACCACCGACUCCGAUGGUGCGCUCACUACCACUACUUCUCAGUUUGGCGAGGGUGCUACACAAUACACUACUACGUGGACCACCACUAAUUCUGAUGGUGUUACUACUACCAAUUCCGGUGUUGUGAUUGUGACCACCGACUCCGAUGGUGCGCUCACUACCACUACUUCUCAGUUUGGCGAGGGUGCUACACAAUACACUACUACGUGGACCACCACUAAUUCUGAUGGUGUUACCACUACCAAUUCCGGUGUUGUGAUUGUUACAACCGACUCCGAUGGUGCACUCACUACCACUACUUCUCAGUUUGGCGAGGGUGCUACACAAUACACCACGACUUGGACCACCACUAAUUCUGAUGGUGUUACCACUACCAAUUCCGGUGUUGUGAUUGUGACCACCGACUCCGAUGGUGCGCUCACUACCACUACUUCUCAGUUUGGCGAGGGUGCUACACAAUACACUACUACGUGGACCACCACUAAUUCUGAUGGCGUUACUACUACCAAUUCCGGUGUUGUGAUUGUGACCACCGACUCCGAUGGUGCACUCACUACCACUACUUCUCAGUUUGUUGAGGGUGCUACGCAAUACACCACGACUUGGACCACCACUAAUUCUGAUGGUGUUACCACUACCAAUUCCGGUGUUGUGAUUGUGACCACCGACUCCGAUGGUGCGCUCACUACCACUACUUCUCAGUUUGGCGAGGGUGCUACACAAUACACUACUACGUGGACCACCACUAAUUCUGAUGGCGUUACCACUACCAAUUCCGGUGUUGUGAUUGUGACCACCGACUCCGAUGGUGCGCUCACUACCACUACUUCUCAGUUUGGCGAGGGUGCUACACAAUACACUACUACGUGGACCACCACUAAUUCUGAUGGCGUUACCACUACCAAUUCCGGUGUUGUGAUUGUGACCACCGACUCCGAUGGUGCACUCACUACCACUACUUCUCAGUUUGUUGAGGGUGCUACGCAAUACACCACGACUUGGACCACCACUAAUUCUGAUGGUGUUACCACUACCAAUUCCGGUGUUGUGAUUGUGACCACCGACUCCGAUGGUGCGCUCACUACCACUACUUCUCAGUUUGUUGAGGGUGCUACGCAAUACACCACGACUUGGACCACCACUAAUUCUGAUGGUGUUACCACUACCAAUUCCGGUGUUGUGAUUGUGACCACCGACUCCGAUGGUGCGCUCACUACCACUACUUCUCAGUUUGUUGAGGGUGCUACGCAAUACACCACGACUUGGACCACCACUAAUUCUGAUGGUGUUACCACUACCAAUUCCGGUGUUGUGAUUGUGACCACCGACUCUGAUGGUGCGCUCACUACCACUACUUCUCAGUUUGGCGAGGGUGCUACACAAUAUACCACGACUUGGACCACCACUAAUUCUGAUGGCGUUACCACUACCAAUUCCGGUGUUGUGAUUGUGACCACCGACUCUGAUGGUGCGCUCACUACCACUACUUCUCAGUUUGUUGAGGGUGCUACACAAUACACUACUACGUGGACCACCACUAAUUCUGAUGGCGUUACCACUACCAAUUCCGGUGUUGUGAUUGUGACCACCGACUCCGAUGGUGCACUCACUACCACUACUUCUCAGUUUGGCGAGGGUGCUACGCAAUACACCACGACUUGGACCACCACUAAUUCUGAUGGUGUUACCACUACCAAUUCCGGUGUUGUGAUUGUGACCACCGACUCCGAUGGUGCGCUCACUACCACUACUUCUCAGUUUGUUGAGGGUGCUACGCAAUACACCACGACUUGGACCACCACUAAUUCUGAUGGUGUUACCACUACCAAUUCCGGUGUUGUGAUUGUGACCACCGACUCCGAUGGUGCGCUCACUACCACUACUUCUCAGUUUGUUGAGGGUGCUACGCAAUACACCACGACUUGGACCACCACUAAUUCUGAUGGUGUUACCACUACCAAUUCCGGUGUUGUGAUUGUGACCACCGACUCUGAUGGUGCGCUCACUACCACUACUUCUCAGUUUGUUGAGGGUGCUACACAAUACACUACUACGUGGACCACCACUAAUUCUGAUGGCGUUACCACUACCAAUUCCGGUGUUGUGAUUGUGACCACCGACUCCGAUGGUGCACUCACUACCACUACUUCUCAGUUUGGCGAGGGUGCUACGCAAUACACCACGACUUGGACCACCACUAAUUCUGAUGGUGUUACCACUACCAAUUCCGGUGUUGUGAUUGUGACCACCGAUUCCGAUGGUGCGCUCACUACCACUACUUCUCAGUUCCCUCGAUCUUUAGCUGCAGGUGAUUAUACCACGACUUGGACCACCACUAAUUCUGAUGGCGUUACCACUACCAAUUCCGGUGUUGUGAUUGUGACCACCGACUCUGAUGGUGCGCUCACUACUACUACUUCUCAGUUUGGCGAGGGUGCUACACAAUACACUACUACGUGGACCACCACUAAUUCUGAUGGCGUUACCACUACCAAUUCCGGUGUUGUGAUUGUUACAACCGACUCCGAUGGUGCGCUCACUACCACUACUUCUCAGUUUGUUGAGGGUGCUACGCAAUACACCACGACUUGGACCACCACUAAUUCUGAUGGUGUUACCACUACCAAUUCCGGUGUUGUGAUUGUUACAACCGACUCCGAUGGUGCACUCACUACCACUACUUCUCAGUUUGGCGAGGGUGCUACACAAUACACCACGACUUGGACCACCACUAAUUCUGAUGGUGUUACCACUACCAAUUCCGGUGUUGUGAUUGUGACCACCGACUCUGAUGGUGCGCUCACUACCACUACUUCUCAGUUUGGCGAGGGUGCUACACAAUACACUACUACGUGGACCACCACUAAUUCUGAUGGUGUUACCACUACCAAUUCUGGUGUUGUGAUUGUGACCACCGACUCCGAUGGUGCGCUCACUACCACUACUUCUCAGUUUGGCGAGGGUGCUACACAAUAUACCACGACUUGGACCACCACUAAUUCUGAUGGUGUUACCACUACCAAUUCUGGUGUUGUGAUUGUGACCACCGACUCCGAUGGUGCGCUCACUACCACUACUUCUCAGUUCCCUCGAUCUUUAGCUGCAGGUGAUUAUACCACGACUUGGACCACCACUAAUUCUGAUGGUGUUACUACCACCAAAUCUGGUGUUGUGAUUGUUACCACUGAUGCCGCUGGUUCAUUGUACACCACCACCUCUCAAUUUGGUGAGGGUGUGACUCAGUACACCACUACUUGGACCACUACCAAGGCUGAUGGAUCUGUUGAGACUGAUUCUGGUGUUGUGAUCGUUACUACUGAUGCCGCUGGUUCAUUGUACACCACCACCUCUCAGUUUGGUGAGGGUGUGACUCAGUACACCACGACUUGGACCACUACCAAGGCUGAUGGAUCUGUUGAGACUGAUUCUGGUGUUGUGAUCGUUACUACUGAUGCCGCUGGUUCAUUGUACACCACCACCUCUCAAUUUGGUGAGGGUGCUACGCAAUACACCACGACUUGGACCACUACCAAGGCUGAUGGAUCUGUUGAGACCGAUUCUGGUGUUGUGAUCGUUACUACUGAUGCCGCUGGUUCAUUGUACACCACCACCUCUCAGUUUGGUGAGGGUGUGACUCAGUACACCACUACUUGGACCACUACCAAGGCUGAUGGAUCUGUUGAGACUGAUUCUGGUGUUGUUAUUGUUACCACUGAUGCCGCUGGUUCAUUGUACACCACCACCUCUCAGUUUGGUGAGGGUGUGACUCAGUACACCACUACUUGGACCACUACCAAGGCUGAUGGAUCUGUUGAGACUGAUUCUGGUGUUGUUAUUGUUACCACUGAUGCCGCUGGUUCAUUGUACACCACCACCUCUCAGUUUGUUGAGGGUGCUACACAAUACACUACUACGUGGACCACCACUAAUUCUGAUGGUGUUACUACUACGAACUCUGGUGUUGUCAUUGUGACCACCGACUCUGAUGGUGCGCUCACCACCACUACUUCCCAGUUCCCUCGAUCUUUAGCUGCAGGUGACUAUACCACGACUUGGACCACCACUAAUUCUGAUGGUGUUACUACCACCAAAUCUGGUGUUGUGAUUGUUACCACUGAUGCCGCUGGUUCAUUGUACACCACCACCUCUCAGUUUGGUGAGGGUGUGACUCAGUACACCACUACUUGGACCACUACCAAGGCUGAUGGAUCUGUUGAGACUGAUUCUGGUGUUGUGAUCGUUACCACUGAUGCCGCUGGUUCAUUGUACACCACCACCUCUCAGUUUGGUGAGGGUGCUACGCAAUACACCACUACUUGGACCACUACCAAGGCUGAUGGAUCUGUUGAGACCGAUUCUGGUGUUGUGAUUGUUACCACUGAUGCCGCUGGUUCAUUGUACACCACCACCUCUCAGUUUGGUGAGGGUGUGACUCAGUACACCACUACUUGGACCACUACCAAGGCUGAUGGAUCUGUUGAGACUGAUUCUGGUGUUGUUAUUGUUACUACUGAUGUCGCUGGUUCAUUGUACACCACCACCUCUCAGUUUGGUGAGGGUGUGACUCAGUACACCACUACUUGGACCACUACCAAGGCUGAUGGAUCUGUUGAGACUGAUUCUGGUGUUGUGAUCGUUACUACUGAUGCCGCUGGUUCAUUGUACACCACCACCUCUCAGUUUGGUGAGGGUGUGACUCAGUACACCACGACUUGGACCACUACCAAGGCUGAUGGAUCUGUUGAGACUGAUUCUGGUGUUGUGAUUGUUACUACUGAUGCCGCUGGUUCAUUGUACACCACCACCUCUCAAUUUGGUGAGGGUGCUACGCAAUACACCACGACUUGGACCACUACCAAGGCUGAUGGAUCUGUUGAGACCGAUUCUGGUGUUGUUAUCGUUACCACUGAUGCCGCUGGUUCAUUGUACACCACCACCUCUCAGUUUGGUGAGGGUGCUACCCAAUACACCACUACUUGGACCACUACCAAGGCUGAUGGAUCUGUUGAGACCGAUUCUGGUGUUGUGAUUGUUACCACUGAUGCCGCUGGUUCAUUGUACACCACCACCUCUCAAUUUGGUAGUGGUGGUGCUUUAAAGACCGAGACAGAUGUUGUAGUUACUACUGUUGUUGCAGGAUCAACUGUAACUAGUACUGUUUGUACAGUUUGUACGAAGCACCAGUCCACUUGGACAACAACUAUUGUUGCUGGUGUUACCGUGACUGUUUGUGCCGAUGUCGUUGUGACUACUGACGUGUCUGGUAAGGCUGUGACUUCCUUGGUCAGCUCAGGCGCUUCUAUUCAGAACGCUGUUACGUACACAACUACUAAUGAAGUUGGGCUGACCGUUACUGUUUAUGGUAUUGUUAAGCUGACUACUGAUCAGUCAGGAAAUGAACAUGUCUCUACAGUGUCUAUUUCUACCGUUCAGAGCAAGAGUGCUGCAUCAAGUGUCGAUGUGACGAAGAUUGUUACGUACACCAUCACGCACCCAAGCGGCCAAGUUGAGACGAAGACAGGGGCCUUGAUCGGCACCUCAGACUCUAACGGAGCAUACACCGUCGCUACUAUUCCUCUCUCGACCGAAAAUGUUGCCGGAUCAACUUUGAGCACACAGUUUGUGAAUUCUCAAGCGAAGUCGACUUCAGGAAGUGCUGCCUCUGUCACGGACAUAUCUCCUAUUGCUGGAGGUAGUAGUUCUGUUAAGCUGCUCAAUUCGUUUAUGUUGUUCGGGCUUGCCGCAUUGGCUUUGUUCUAA
Sungouiella intermedia is the source of this 8799-nucleotide messenger RNA. NCBI's taxonomy places the organism in Eukaryota, Fungi, Ascomycota, Pichiomycetes, Serinales, Metschnikowiaceae. The record is from the annotation of a GenBank genome assembly.